GAUGUUAGUCACCGCACAUGCGCACUGACGUGGUUGAAGCCGUCCCAACAUGGCGCUGACAAAGACCGUGUACAACCUCCUCUUCAGGAGGACGUCCACUUUCGCCGUGACCAUCAUAGUCGGAGCCGUCUUGUUUGAGCGGAUAUUCGACCAAGGCGGCGACGCUAUUUUUGAGCAAAUGAACCGCGGGAAACUAUGGAAACACAUCAAGCACAACUACGAGAAGGACGAAGAGUGAUGAAGGGACGCGUGUCGGGAGUCCAGGGUGGAUGAAGAGUAAACAACAACAACAACCAUGGACUGGAGAGUAAACAACAACAUCAACAACCAUGGACUGGAGAGUAAACAACAACAUCAACAACCAUGGACUGGAGAGUAAAGAACAACAUCAACAACCAUGGACUGAAGAGUAAACAACAACAACCAUGGACUAAAUGUGCUGCAGGUGUGCCCAACAUCUUGACCAGACCACCGGAAGUUGGAGCAAAGGACCCCCUCUCACCACCAUCCCUUUCCCUCUCGAUCGUUAAUGCCUUUAUUGUCAUCGUCCCAUGUUGUACAUGGUUAAAUUAAACGUGUUCAUGCUUGUUGUGUUUGCUGCCAGUGAUAUUUACCCCAAUAAAAGCAAAAACAAGCACUUUAAAA
Messenger RNA from Entelurus aequoreus (snake pipefish), 645 nucleotides. RefSeq names its product cytochrome b-c1 complex subunit 9 (gene uqcr10). The transcript has 2 exons. The coding region runs from base 50 to 238 and encodes 62 amino acids. Gene Ontology annotation, biological process: mitochondrial electron transport, ubiquinol to cytochrome c. The record is from RefSeq and is a predicted model, not a curated record. Lineage: Eukaryota; Metazoa; Chordata; Actinopteri; Syngnathiformes; Syngnathidae.